AUGCCGUAUACUUCUAUGUUGAUGGAUUCAACUAAUGAGGAUGAAUCAAAUCAAAUGAAUAAUAAUAAUCAAACAAAUAUGAUGAUACACACUCAAAUACCUACAAUAACGACAACAAAAGUUGAAGAUAUAAAUAAUCAUCAAAAUAAUAAAAUUAGUAAUAAUAAUAACAACACAUUACAUCAAUUACAACCUCCACAUCCAAAUAUGAAGGAUCCAAUUAUUGAAAUUGCAACAUAUGCAGAAACUGAUGUCUUUGAAUGUUAUAUACGUGGUAUUGAAUCACAUAUUGUAAUGAGAAAAGUUAAAGAUGAUUGGAUCAAUUUAACACAAAUGUUUAAAAUUGGAAAUUUUUCAAAAAAUCAAAGAACAAAAAUUUUAGAGAAAGAAUCAAGUAAAAUUCAACAUGAAAAAGUUCAAGGUGGUUAUGGUAGAUUUCAAGGGACUUGGGUACCGUUAAAUGAUGCAAGAAUUAUUGCAGAAAGAUAUAAAAUUAAUGACCCUGUGGUUAAUACAAUUGUUAAUUUUAUACCUGAUCCAAAUAAUCUACCACCAAAGAGAACAAAAAAUAGUAUAUUAAGGAAAACAUCUCCAGGUAAAAAAAUUGCAUCACCUUCAAGUUAUAAGACAACUCCAAAGAGGAAAUCACAAUAUGAAUCUAAUCCACAAUAUUUAAGUAGUGCUGGUGGUAAUACAAAUUUAAAUAAUAAUACAGCAUCUUCAAAUUAUAAAAAAUUAAAGAAACAAAAUAAAAAUCAUAGUAAUAUUGGAGCAAAUCCAAGUCCAUUACAAAGUAUUGCAUUUCAAACUCCACAACAAUCAUAUUUAUCAGGUCAUUCUGCAAAUACAAUUAAUGGAGGAAAUUUUCCUAAUACAGGAAACUCUGCAUUGAUGGGUACAAACUCAUUUGGUGUUACCAUAAGUGGCAAUUCCACAAUAUCACAUAUAAGUUCUAAUGAAACCCCACAAACAAAUGGUUAUUCAGCGUCUCAAAAACCUUUACAAUUUUAUCCAGUUCCAACAACUUUACGUCAAAAUAAUAAUAAUAACAAUGGAAACAAUAGUAAUAAUAACUCAGAAUAUGAACAAUCUUCCCAAAAUUAUCAAAAUCAUACAAAGAGUAACCCUACAAAAUCACAUCAAGCAUCAUUCCUAACAUUUGUUCCCGAUGGACCACAUACAAAUCCAGACAAUAAUGAUUAUGCCAUGGAACAGUAUAAAAAUCCACCAAAUGGAGAUAAUCACAUCUCCAAGAAUGAGAUGAAUGAUAGUAAUCAACAAAACAUUGAACAGACGCAACAUUUUCAAAAUAAUAUGAUGGAAGUACAACCUAUACCUCCACCACCUCCCACUUUGAAUACUGAAGAUUAUAAAAAUUUAAUAUUGCAAACGUUAUCAUCAGAAGUUAAUGCUAACGAUGAAACAUAUUCAUUACCUGUAGAACUAUUUUACCCACCUUCAAAUUUUAAUAUUGAUUUCUUAGUGGAUGACCAAGGUCACACGUCUUUGCAUUGGGCUGCAGCCAUGGCUAAUAUUCCAUUAAUUCAAUUACUAUUGAAUUCCAAUGCCAAUGCCCUACAAUGUAAUUCAAAAGGUUUUAAUGCUGUGACAAAAGCAUUAUUUUACAAUAACAAUUACAAGAACAAUUCAUUUCAUAGUUUAUUAUCUGCAUUGAAAAUAUGUCUAAUUUCACCAGACCAAAAUGGCAGAUUACCUUUACAUUAUUUAAUAGAAUUAAGUGUAAAUAAAUCAAAGGAUCCCGCUAUUAUUAAUUCGUAUACGGAAACUUUAUUACAAAUUUUGAGUAAUGAAAAUUAUUCCUUAUUAGAAAUGACACUUAAUUGCCAAGAUCAUAUUGGUAACACCCCAUUACAUCUAGCUGCCUUGAAUUUAAACAUAUCCCUAUUCAAUAAACUAUGUCUAUUGGGUGCAUCAACAAGUAUUUUAAAUAUUGAUAAACAUUCUCCUGUAGAUAUUUUAUCAAGCUUUAAUUUAAUUAUCCCAUCUAACCCUAAACCACAAAACACGCCUGAGGCUCCUGAUGACGAACAACAAGAAGUUUUAAAAUCACCUAAUGUGAAAAAAACAAGAAAGAAGAUUGGAAAGAAGAAGGCCAAUAAUAAAAAACAUUCGACAAAAAAUGAAAAUCCUAGUCACGAAAACACGUUGAGUACUCCUAUGGUUGACUUGAAGCCACAUUUAACCGAGGAUCCAACUAGUUCAUCCUUAAAUAUGAUAAGCGUUGAGGAUAUUUCUUCUGUUGAUAUUUUCGCAAAUCCUUCCAUCCCUAUGUCAUCUACAGUUACCAAGAAUUAUAAUAAACAAAACCUCUUAAGCCCACAAGGUGCUAUGACUCCAAGUAAAAUACCUAAUAUCAAUUCUCCAUUCCCCAUUGAACAACAACAUUCAUUGUCAAAUGAAAUUAAUGGAAAUGUGAUAAAUAAUACUGGUACUAUUAAAAAACAUAACAAAGUUAGAAAAUCUACAUUCUUGGCUUCACCUCAUUUUGCAUCUUUGAAUGAAAAUUCAAGGCAUUUUGCUAACCUUGUCUCGGAAGAUGCUAUCUCACGUGAAACACAAUCUAAACUUAAUGAAAUGGCUAAUUUAACAGGGGUAAGAAAAAUGGUUUAUGAUUUGAAUAAGAUGAUAAACGUUAUGACAAAUAAUAUUGAGGAAAAAUUGGGUACUGUAAUUGACGACACAAAUAAUGUAAAACAAGAGCUAGAGAUUGUUAAUGAUAGAUUUAAUUCAGUAAACAGAAAAUCUAAAGAAAUAUAUCAAUCAAUAAACAUAGAAAACGUUGAUAAAGUUGAAAAUGUGCUCGAAGAGCAUAUAUCAGAUAAUAAACAAUAUCAAAAUCAAUUAGAGAAAGCCAUGGAACGUAGUCAAGCUCUAAAGUUAGCCAAAAUAAUGCAUGAAGAAGAACAAGUCGAAGAAGAACAAAAAGACAAUCCUGGUGACGCAAAAGAACAACUAAGGUUAGCUACAUUACUAUCCUUGUUACAAUUACAAAGACAAUCAAAGAUGAGUAAGAUUCAAGAGAUGACAUCUUCUUUGACUACAAGUGGUAAAAUUAGGAAGUAUGGGAAAUUGAUGGGUAUGGGAUUUGAAGAUUUAGAAAAUAAAUUGGACGAAAUUGAAAGAGACCUUAAAGUUGAGGUAUAA
Molecule: messenger RNA, 3165 nt
Organism: Maudiozyma saulgeensis
Lineage: Eukaryota; Fungi; Ascomycota; Saccharomycetes; Saccharomycetales; Saccharomycetaceae
Source: the annotation of a GenBank genome assembly